UCGCCCCCCAUUCAACAACGAGAACUCCUGCGAAAGUUCGAGAACAAUGGCGGCGGCGGCGGCGAGAUUAGGGUUCCGGCGACUCUUCUCCAUCUCGGCGUUCGCGCCGCCGCCCCCCGCCGCCGCUCGUCCGGCGGUAGAACCCUCAACGAAUCUCUUCGUCUCGGGGCUCAACAAGCGUACGACAUCGGAGACGCUUAGAGAAACCUUUGCAAAAUUCGGUCAAAUUGUCGAUGCGAGAGUGAUCACCGACAGAGUGUCAGGUUAUUCUAGGGGGUUCGGUUUUGUGAGAUAUGCCUCAAUUGAAGAGGCGGAAGCAGGCAUUAAGGGCAUGGAUGGGAAGUUUCUUGAUGGUUGGGUUAUAUUUGCCGAGUAUGCGAGACCUCGAGAAGCUCCUCAGCCUCCCCAAGCAACAGGGGCUUCUGUAUCUGCUUAUCAGUAAAGCCUUAUGGAGUCAUAGUGUUAAGUGUUUGGUAUUCAUUAUCUAAAUUACUUGACCUAAGAUUUAUGUGUGAUACAUUUCUUAUGGAGAGAACUAGCUAUUAUGUAGAAGGUUGAAAUCUCUUGAUGGUCAAAUUUUGAAUACAAACCUAAUGAAAUUGAUCACUAUUAAAUGCUUAAGAAGUUGCGGUACCCUUUUUUU
This is a messenger RNA of Ananas comosus (pineapple), 643 nucleotides long. RefSeq names its product glycine-rich RNA-binding protein 2, mitochondrial-like. The transcript has 4 exons. The coding region runs from base 47 to 442 and encodes 131 amino acids. Gene Ontology annotation, molecular function: RNA binding. The record is from RefSeq and is a predicted model, not a curated record. Lineage: Eukaryota; Viridiplantae; Streptophyta; Magnoliopsida; Poales; Bromeliaceae.